CUCAAACUCGCCUCCCUCCUCCUACGCCCCGUCGUCGCAGCACCCAGGAGCGCUGCUGCCCCGCCUCCGGAUCCCGGUGAAAAAUGGCUGACGCCGAGGACAUCCAGCCCCUCGUCUGCGACAAUGGAACCGGUAUGGUCAAGGCCGGGUUCGCCGGAGACGACGCGCCCAGGGCCGUCUUCCCGAGCAUAGUGGGCCGCCCGCGCCACACGGGGGUCAUGGUCGGGAUGGGGCAGAAGGACGCCUACGUGGGCGACGAGGCGCAGUCCAAGAGGGGUAUCCUCACGCUCAAGUACCCCAUCGAGCACGGGAUCGUCAGCAACUGGGACGACAUGGAGAAGAUCUGGCAUCACACCUUCUACAACGAGCUGCGUGUCGCCCCCGAGGAGCACCCAGUGCUGCUCACGGAGGCGCCGCUCAACCCCAAGGCCAACAGGGAGAAGAUGACGCAGAUCAUGUUCGAGACCUUCAACACCCCCGCCAUGUACGUCGCCAUCCAGGCCGUGCUCUCCCUCUACGCCAGUGGUCGUACCACAGGUAUUGUGCUCGAUUCUGGUGAUGGUGUCAGCCACACUGUCCCCAUCUACGAAGGAUAUGCUCUUCCCCACGCUAUCCUCCGUCUCGACUUGGCUGGUCGUGAUCUCACCGACUACCUCAUGAAGAUCCUCACUGAGCGUGGAUACUCGUUCACCACCACGGCCGAGCGGGAAAUUGUCAGGGACAUGAAGGAGAAGCUGUCCUACAUUGCCCUGGACUACGACCAGGAGAUGGAGACCUCCAAGACCAGCUCUUCUGUGGAGAAGAGCUACGAGCUUCCUGACGGCCAGGUCAUCACCAUCGGUGCUGAGCGGUUCCGUUGCCCUGAGGUCCUCUUCCAGCCUUCCUUCAUUGGGAUGGAAGCUGCAGGUAUCCACGAGACCACCUACAACUCCAUCAUGAAGUGCGACGUGGAUAUCAGGAAGGAUCUAUACGGCAACAUUGUUCUUAGUGGUGGUACCACUAUGUUCCCUGGCAUUGCUGAUAGGAUGAGCAAGGAGAUCACUGCCUUGGCUCCUAGCAGCAUGAAGAUUAAGGUUGUUGCUCCCCCUGAAAGGAAGUACAGUGUCUGGAUCGGAGGAUCCAUCUUGGCAUCACUCAGCACCUUCCAGCAGAUGUGGAUUGCAAAGGCUGAGUACGACGAGUCUGGCCCAUCCAUUGUGCACAGGAAAUGCUUCUAAUUCUCCGGACCCAAGAAUGAAAGCCAUGGGGAGCCUUUAUCGCAACCCUCCUGCUUCGUUUCUCUCUUCUUUUUGUUGCUGUUUCUUCAUUAGCGUGGACAAAGUUUUCAGCUGGCCUAUCGGUUACCGAUUUCUUCUAUCUAUUCACAAAGACUGUAAUAUCUAUUGCUACUUGUGCUUCUCACUUGUGAUUUUGGACACAUAUGUUCGGUUCAUUCAAAUUUAAUCAGAUGCCUGAUGAGGCUACUAGAGAAAUUGUGUUCUGAUUUGUCAUGUGUCAUCUGUAUCUUGUUAAGUGAAUAAUAUGAAAGUGUCUUGAUCCCA
Molecule: messenger RNA, 1541 nt
Organism: Lolium rigidum
Lineage: Eukaryota; Viridiplantae; Streptophyta; Magnoliopsida; Poales; Poaceae
Product: actin-1
Exons: 5
Coding region: 84-1217 (377 amino acids)
Cellular component (GO): cytoplasm
Source: RefSeq, a predicted model, not a curated record